GCGAGAGUCGGGCCCCGCCGAUUGCCCAGACCACCGCCCCGCCUGUCUACCCACCACACCCGCCGUACUAUUUUAAAAACCUCGAAGAUACCGAGCAUGCGCGCUAUCGAUCCGCCUUACUCGAAAUGGUACCAGUAUCUAGGUUAGCCGGCUAAAAUUAAAGGUUAAUGUACCAAGAGACGUGUGACAGAGACCGACGAUCCCGACACUCCCUCUAAAACGCCUUAUAUGGAGCGUGACGGGAAUACGAUGCGUGCUUCGCCGCGUAUUAAAACACACGAAAAUCACGAAUAUAGGUAAUAGCGCGGGAGCUCUUCAAAUUUUUAUUUAAAAAAGUAUAUAGCCAAAUUUAAAAUUUUCAAAUUGAAACGCCUAAUCAAGACUAUUUGGAUCGCCUAAUUUCCUUGGACUUUUGGGUGCUUUAUAGUACGGACCUGCCUUACUUUUGUUUUAAUUAUGUGUCUGGCUGUGUAGUUAAGCGCGUCUGUGACAGUAGGUGUAGUUUGAAGUUGUAAAGGCAAAAAGGCGGUGGGGACGGCGCGCGGGGGAAUCACCGACGUGAGGGUGGCUUGUGUGAUGCGGCGGCGGCCGCGGCGGCGCAACGAUCGGCAAACAGAAAACCAGUCUACUUCGCUAGUCUGACGAAACCGCAAAGGUCGCCUGCAGCAUAAUAGGGAGCCAUACGCCGCGGCGGAAAGACGGGUGCGCCACGCACUCGUGAGCUAGAGGGUUGUCGGGCGUGGUGCGGGCGGCGGCCGCGGGCCCGGCACCAUGGCGACUGUGGAGGGGCGGCCGGCGCAGUAUGGCGUCACGCUGCGGCAGCUGCGCGAGCUCAUGGAGACGCGCGGCGCCGAGGGGCUGGCCAAGAUCAACGCGCUCGGCGGGUCGCAGGACAUAUGCAAAAAACUCUACACAUCGCCCACAGAUGGUCUUAGCGGUUCGAAAGCGGACUUGCAGCAUAGGCGGGAAGUGUUCGGUUCGAAUCUAAUUCCCCCUAAGCCGCCCAAGACGUUCCUCACGUUAGUAUGGGAGGCGUUGCAGGACGUCACCCUUAUCAUCCUUGAGGUAGCCGCUGUUGUAUCGUUGGGCUUGAGUUUCUACAAACCGCCCGAUGACCCUAAUGCUAUUGAUGAAAUUGGACAUCUUGAUGAAGAUGAAGGGCACUACCAGUGGAUCGAGGGCCUGGCGAUCUUAAUAUCCGUCAUUGUCGUCGUCAUAGUUACAGCGUUCAACGAUUAUACGAAAGAAAGGCAAUUUAGAGGUCUUCAAUCGCGGAUAGAGGGCGAGCACAAAUUCGCAGUGAUCCGGGGCGGCGAAGUGAACCAGGUCCCUAUAAGUGAUAUCGUCGUCGGGGACAUCUGCCAGAUUAAAUAUGGAGACUUGCUGCCCGCCGACGGAAUACUGCUGCAGAGCAAUGACCUUAAGGUCGACGAGUCAUCGCUCACAGGUGAAUCGGACCAUGUCAAGAAGGGAGAAUCUUUUGAUCCCAUGGUGCUAUCCGGGACUCAUGUUAUGGAAGGCUCCGGCAAAAUGCUAGUAACAGCCGUAGGCGUGAAUUCGCAAGCCGGUAUCAUUUUCACGCUGCUCGGCGCCGCAGUCGAAAAUCAAGAUAAGGAAAUCAAGCAGAUGAAGAAAGAAGCUAAAAAGCAGCAACGAAAAGGACAGCGCAAGAGCAUCGCCGGUGAAGAAGACACAACACUGCCAGCGUCCACGAACAGCCACGGUGCGAACCAUGCGAGAAUCGACGACAACCACGUACCUGCGCCUAGCACCACCGAGAAGGUGCCCCAGGAGACCUCGCACAAGAAGGAAAAGUCUGUACUACAAGCCAAGUUAACCAAACUCGCUAUACAGAUCGGUUACGCGGGCUCAACGAUUGCCGUUCUCACGGUCAUCAUUUUAGUGAUCCAAUUCUGUGUGAAGACAUUUGUGAUACAAGGAAAAAGCUGGCACCCGACCUACAUCAACAACUUAGUGAAACAUCUUAUCAUUGGUGUUACUGUACUUGUGGUCGCCGUGCCUGAAGGAUUGCCGUUGGCUGUCACGCUGUCGCUCGCUUAUUCUGUCAAAAAAAUGAUGAAAGACAACAACUUAGUACGGCACUUGGAUGCGUGCGAGACGAUGGGUAAUGCAACUGCCAUUUGUUCCGACAAGACAGGCACGCUCACGACCAAUAGAAUGACAGUAGUGCAAUCUUACAUCUGCGAGAAACUUUGCAAGGUCACACCAAACUUCAGAGAUAUACCGCCUGAGGUUGGGGAAACGCUCGUCGAAGGCAUGUCUGUGAACAGCGCUUUUACUUCACGGAUUAUGCCCGGUCUAGACGCGACUCAACCAACAAUGCAAGUAGGAAAUAAAACCGAGUGUGCUCUCCUCGGCUUCGUGCUAGCGCUAGGUCAAAGCUACGACGCGGUCCGCGAACGUCACCCCGAGGAGUCGCUCACGAGGGUGUACACUUUCAAUUCAGUUCGCAAGAGCAUGUCUACUGUGAUCCCGUAUAAGGGUGGUUAUAGGCUGUAUACCAAGGGUGCCUCUGAAAUUGUACUCAAGAAAUGCGCGUUCAUUUAUGGCCACGAAGGUCGUCUAGAAAAGUUCACCCGCGAUAUGCAAGACCGCCUAGUCAGACAAGUCAUCGAACCCAUGGCGUGUGACGGCCUUAGGACCAUCUCCGUGGCUUUCCGGGACUUCGUGCCCGGCAAGGCUGAGAUCAACCAGGUGCACAUAGACCAAGAGCCAAACUGGGACGACGAAGAUAACAUCGUGAACAACCUGACUUGCUUGUGCGUUGUUGGUAUCGAGGACCCUGUAAGACCCGAGGUGCCAGAGGCGAUCAGAAAAUGCCAGAAAGCGGGUAUCACGGUCCGCAUGGUGACGGGUGACAACGUGAACACGGCGCGCUCCAUCGCCGUCAAGUGCGGUAUACUUAAGCCUACGGAUGACUUCCUCAUUCUCGAAGGAAAAGAGUUCAACAGUCGGAUCAGGGAUGCUAAUGGAGAGGUACAACAAAACCUAAUAGACAAAGUGUGGCCGAAACUCCGCGUACUCGCGCGAUCCUCACCCACUGACAAGUACACCCUGGUAAAAGGCAUGAUCGAGUCGAAGGCGUUCGACACGCGCGAGGUGGUGGCCGUGACUGGCGAUGGUACCAACGACGGACCUGCGUUAAAGAAGGCUGACGUUGGAUUUGCUAUGGGUAUCGCGGGCACAGAUGUAGCGAAAGAAGCGUCUGACAUCAUCCUUACGGACGACAACUUCUCGUCGAUCGUGAAGGCCGUGAUGUGGGGUCGCAACGUGUACGACUCCAUCGCGAAGUUCCUGCAGUUCCAGCUCACUGUCAACGUGGUCGCCGUCAUCGUCGCCUUUAUCGGGGCCUGUGCGAUACAGGACAGCCCUCUCAAGGCCGUACAAAUGUUAUGGGUGAACUUAAUCAUGGACACGUUAGCGUCUCUGGCGCUGGCGACGGAAAUGCCAACGCCCGAUCUGCUGCAGCGCAAGCCUUACGGCCGCACCAAACCGCUCAUCAGCCGCACUAUGAUGAAGAACAUCCUUGGACAGGCCAUCUAUCAGCUGUUCAUCAUCUUCUCUCUCUUAUUUGUAGGCGACAGAAUCCUAAACAUCCCGUCUGGUCGCGGUGCGGCGAUUGGCUCGGAGCCGACGCAGCACUUCACGAUCAUCUUCAACACGUUCGUCAUGAUGACGCUGUUCAACGAGAUCAACGCACGCAAGAUCCACGGACAGAGGAACGUUUUCAACGGACUCUUCACCAACCCUAUCUUCUACUCCAUAUGGAUCGGCACUGCAUUAUCGCAGGUGGUAAUAAUUCAAUUCGGCGGCAUGGCAUUCAGCACGGUGGGGCUGUCGAUAGACCAGUGGUUGUGGUGCCUCUUCUUCGGCGCAGGAACGCUCGUGUGGGGCCAACUCGUCACCACCGUGCCCACUCGAAAGAUCCCUAAGACACUGUCCUGGGGCCGAGGUCAACCGGAACCGGACACGAUUCAACCAGGGCCAGACUAUGACGGGGACCUGGACAAGAAACCGCGAGCCGGCCAGAUCCUGUGGAUCAGAGGCCUCACGCGGCUGCAAACACAGGACGGUGUCGAAUGGGGCGUGGAGCUGGGCGGCGCAGCUUGCGCGGGCGCGGGAGGGUCGGGAGGGCGGCGGUGCAGCUUGGUUUGGUUGCAGCUGCGCGUGGUGCGCGCCUUCAAGUCGACGCUGGAGGACCUGGAGGAGCGGCUGUCGGCGCACUCGGCGGCGGGCCUUCGCUCGCGCCUGCGCGCGCCGCCGCCCGACAUCGCCUACAUUGACGCCGAUGACGUGCCCGCCGCGUCGCGCACCGAGACCACCAUAUUCUGACCCCGCGGCCCGGUCCGGCCGCCCCACGACCGCGCACCCUGACCGCCCGACGCCUUCUCUUUUGUUCAGUUUGUUUCCGCGGACCCGACGAACCGUUCGUACUUAACCGCGUCGCCGCGACGACUCUCGAUUUUCCGCUUCGAUUCACACUUAUGCUUUAACGACGAUUUGUCGCGUUUCGAGUCUUAAACUAGUACGUUAAGGUUUUUUAUUAAUUGUUGAAUUUUUAGAACUAGGUAGUCGAUAGCAAUAAAGCAGUAGAAAGUUAGCGAUCCGAUAGGCUCUUAUACCGAAUUGUGCCUGUUACGCGCCUCGGCGCCACUGUACGUUUCGAUUUAUAUUGUACGAUAAUGUUCAGAUAGAGGUGUUUUGAGUAUUUAACUAGUUGACGAUUGCGCAUAUCUUAGUGCCGGGACCCCUUUCAUACGUAGGUUAUAUUUAUUACGACCGACUUUGUCUGCCAGUCAUUAAAAAUGAACACUGCUAUUUUAGAGACGGUAUUUGUACAUAAGUUAAAUUUCUUUGACGUCUAUAUGUAUAUCGGAGCAGUGAUAUUUUGUAUAGCUAUUAUAAUAAAAGAAAUAUUAAAAUUCUCCUUUAAAAAUUAUAACUUUUUAAUCGUUAGACUUAAAGUUUUACUGAAGAGAUACUUUUUGAAUUUUCAUCUCUCACUAGCUUCUAUUAGUAGGUAGUUGUUAUCGAAAUUGGCAACAAUUAUAUUGAGAUCUAAGAACUGCGCUCGGCAGCUUGUGUGUUUUGUUUCAUAGUAAAUUUUGGGACCACUUGUACCCUGAUUCUAACUUUGGACUGGGAAGCAUUUAGAUCUACGCAUAUAUCGAAUAUUUAUAAUUUUUCUAUUCAGAUCUGCCUCUAAGAAUCUACAUAAUAUUAUAGAAAAAUAUUAUUAUUCUAAAUACUUAUAUGAUUAUUUUAAUUAACUUAUAUGAUAAUUAUAAAUGUAUACGGCUACCUAAAGUUUAAUAUGAAUGAGACAGCUGACGGCAACAAUCGGCAGAUGAGAGCUCUAACAUAUAUUGUAUAUCCUUUAAACUUGGUUUUGCGAAUGUUACGAGAUCUAUUUACAAUAAAUUUUCAAGCAAAUUCCAAUAGCAUUUUCUUUCGCCACUCGAAUAGUUAUGGUGGGGGCCGCCCAGUUUUAGAAAAAUCGCUCUUUUCAGAUGUUGACGGUAAGUGUAGGUCUGACUCGCGUAGGGAGUGUUUGUAAUGUAAGUAUAAGGUCGUCGAGCUCACGUCAAUGUAGGUACACAAACGAGUAAAUACAGUGUUAUUAUUAGAGCAUGGGUUACGUGUACUGCACGUUGGCUGCCCGUCGUCGUCACGCCACUUGACUUAUUGAACCUACGAAUUAUUCCAUCUUACAAAUAUAUUUUAACAUCAAAAAUUAUUUACUUAUCUGGUUCAAUAAGUCAACGUAGAUUUCACGACCACCUAGUAAGGUGAGAACAUUGGCGGCCAUUUUGUGAAGCAACGCGUUACAAAAUGACGGCUUCAACGUUUAGAUUGUAAGUACUGUGUAGAUGAGAGAAAACUGUAUAUUUUUUGGUACAAAUGUUGUCCUUAUUUUUGUUUUUUAUUUUUUUUGCUUCGCAUUUAAGUGUGUGAUCAUGCUUAUGUUACAGUGUAUGCAUGUAUACGAUGUCUGUGAGUAUGCACAAUUUGUAUUUUCUUUUUUUUAAUAGAUGUUUGGUGCAGAGCUUCUGAUAAUAUUUCUUUAAUGUAAUGACUAAACUUAGUUUUGUCUCGGUAUUAUCAGAUUCUCGUUGAAGGGUUGAUUAUCCGAAUUUUGAAAUGUUAAUAUGUCUAAUAUGUUAUAUGCCUUCACUAAAAUUAUUACUUUAUAUUACAACUCACCAAACUUCUAAUUCAGUAAUUUAAGCAGAGAUUUUUAAAAAUAAAUAAAAUAUAUAAACUCCACUAUACACCAAAACUAGAAAAUUAGGUAUCGUUAAAUCAUCUCAACAAAAUAAUUAAUUAAAACAAAAGGUUCACUUAUUUUUUAUUACCAUCGGUUGUGUAUGUACUUAUUUUAAGUUGGUUUCGUAAACUUUUAGUUUAUUUUGAGUUGUAACGAUUACCAUUUGUUUAUUGUCUAACAUACAUACUUAACCGGCGUUAUUAUAAACAACCAGUUUAAUAUUAAAAACUCAUUUUAAUAAAAGUAUUUAUUAGAUUUGCGGAUAUUUUAUUUACCCGAAAAUAAUCUCACAGCAAUCUCGAAUCACGUUGAAAAUUGCAAUGUAAAAGCGCAUCAUCGUCCGCGAAGUAGCUCACAUACCGGAUUUUUGACAUCUUUCUGCGUAGUAGUAGCUUCCGACACGGUAAUUGAUUCCUAUUUUAUUUCUUUUCUUUAUAUAUUUAGUACUUGCUAUUGGAUGCCCUCGAUUGCCCCGCCCCAGCUAGUGUGAAUGCCCCCUACUCCUAGAAGUUAGGCACAACUGACGGAAUCUGCUUACUAACAAUUUUAACAUUUUCUACUAGCUAUUUCUUCACUUCUAGUAGUGGUGUUCUAAAUCCAAAAGUUCAUUUUUUUUUAAUUUAUCGAAUUAAAUU
Messenger RNA from Hyposmocoma kahamanoa, 6924 nucleotides. RefSeq names its product plasma membrane calcium-transporting ATPase 2 (gene PMCA). Gene Ontology annotation, cellular component: membrane; intracellular membrane-bounded organelle. Gene Ontology annotation, molecular function: ATP binding; ATP hydrolysis activity; P-type calcium transporter activity. The coding region runs from base 772 to 4353 and encodes 1193 amino acids. The transcript has 26 exons. Gene Ontology annotation, biological process: calcium ion transmembrane transport; regulation of cytosolic calcium ion concentration. The record is from RefSeq and is a predicted model, not a curated record. NCBI's taxonomy places the organism in Eukaryota, Metazoa, Arthropoda, Insecta, Lepidoptera, Cosmopterigidae.